Molecule: messenger RNA, 3687 nt
Organism: Pimephales promelas (fathead minnow)
Lineage: Eukaryota; Metazoa; Chordata; Actinopteri; Cypriniformes; Leuciscidae
Gene: fosl2
Product: FOS like 2, AP-1 transcription factor subunit
Biological process (GO): regulation of transcription by RNA polymerase II
Cellular component (GO): nucleus
Molecular function (GO): RNA polymerase II cis-regulatory region sequence-specific DNA binding; DNA-binding transcription factor activity, RNA polymerase II-specific
Source: RefSeq, a predicted model, not a curated record
GCAUCGGAGUAGAGUAGAGCCAUUGAAGUGAGUCAUCUAACGACCGACGGGACCUGUAGAAGUAGCACUGAAGUUCACCUAGUCGCCAAAAUCAGUUCAACAAAGUCCAGAGCGGUACACUCAUCCCUGCGUUGAGUCACUGCUGUGGGGACAGGACUAAACCUGCAAGAGUUUACUGAAGAAAAGUAGGUGCUUCACAGAUUUUUCAUUUUCCAUCUGGUUCUAGCAGAACAGCUCACUAGCGAUGAUUAUUGCACAGUAGUUUUACACGGGAACAUCAAUUUAUUGGACUAUUAAAGAGACUACAGAAUUUGAGAUCGCUGACUUCUAAUCGGCUAAUAGAAUAGGUGUUAUGCCUGGAUUUAUCAUACCGAGCAUUAAAGUAGCCUAUCUUGGAUAUCAUUUUUAGAUCAGGUGUAAAGGAAUCGCUUCGCUUGGAAGUGCUUUUUUUGUGCCACUGAAGACACUGACCGUGUGGGAAUUCAUUACCAAGCCUCUGAAAUUUCCUCCUCUUUCCCUGGAUCAUGUACCAGGAUUACACCGGGACAUACGACACGUCCUCCCGCGGCAGCAGCAGCUCACCGGCGCACCCGGACACCAGCCCCAUCCCCGCCUCCAGCUACCAGAAGUACAGAGUAGACAUGCCUGGUUCUAGCAGUGCCUUUAUCCCGACGAUUAAUGCCAUAACCACCAGUCAGGACCUGCAGUGGAUGGUUCAGCCCACAGUGAUCACAUCCAUGUCUAACCCGUACUCUCGGCCUCACCCGUACGGCCUGUCGGUGUCCAGCGGCCCGAGUCUCCUCGGACACACGGCUCUCACCCGGCCCGGGGUCAUCCGCUCCAUCGGGGACGCUCGAGGUCGACGCAAGCGGGAUGAGCAGUUCUAUCUGCAGCUCACCCCCGAGGAAGAAGAAAAACGGAGAGUCAGGCGAGAAAGAAACAAACUAGCGGCGGCAAAAUGUCGGAACCGCAGAAGAGAACUGACCGAUAUGCUGCAAGGGGAAACCGAGAAGUUGGAGGAGGAGAAAGCCGACCUCCAGAAAGAAAUCGAGACCCUGCAGAAGGAAAAGGACAAGCUGGAGUUUAUGUUGGUGGCGCACAACCCUGUGUGCAAACUUCCCCUCGAAGAACGCCAUCAAAACCUGCACUCCCAGCAAUGUGCACCCCUUCCUCUGACCAUGCGCUCCAACCUGGGGCCCCGGGGCCCGAUGCAUACCCUCAACCCGGUGGUGGUCAAACAGGAGCCUCUGGAAGAUGACGACGACGAUGAGGAUGAAGCAAAAACCCAGCACUCAGUCAUCAAGCCCAUCUGUCUAGGCGGAGGCAUGUACUGCUCUGACGGAGACAGUCUGAACACUCCUGUAGUGGCCGCUUCUACCCCGGUGUCCACCCCGAACCACCCCAGCCUCAUCUUCACGUACCCCAGCAUGCUGGAGCCCGAGAGCCCAUCGCCCUCGUCCGAGUCCUGCUCCAAAGCCCACCGGCGGAGCAGCAGCAGCGGCGACCAGUCCUCAGAUUCACUCAACUCGCCCACCCUGCUGGCGCUGUGAACCGGAGAACUGGACUUUCCUCGUUCCCGUGGGACUAGCCGAGAACCCUGAAGGGCUAAUUCGCUCGUUUUAUUCGAAGAGAGUUUUUGUCGUCGUCGUUUAAAUGUACGUGGUGGGGUUUUGUAACGAAGAGGAAAAGAUCGCCUGUUCGGAAGACCUCGACUAAUGAGGGGGGAUUGCUUGAAAAUUGCGUUCUUGAUAGGUACAGAAUCCGACAUUGGACACUACGCCCCCAAAACGUCAUUAUCCUCGUGUUUGUGUGACGUGUGAAUAUUGUCGCAUCGUGUUUUGUCUCUUGCUGUUUAUAAUAUUAAGGGGUUCACUGGAUGAGCCUGACUGCUGAGUGUCGAAAGAACCAUCUUGUGUAAUAAAAUGCUGACCUUUGUUGAUGUUUUGUAUAUGCGGCACAAGCACUAAGACAAUUUGCCAAAUUUACAUAGCUUCUGUUAUGUAAAGUACAGAGAAAAAACGUACACUUUAUAGCAUCAGCGAAUCUACUGUCAGGGAUUUUUGUCUGUGAGCCAUACAAGCAUUACUAGAAGCAAUUGCACGCAGAAUAUAACGGUGUACAUGAGGGAAACUCCAGCCAUAUUAGGCUCCGCCUCUAACCCUGACAUGGCAAUACCGCUUUUGUAUUGGCGCACACUGUGGUUUUCGAAUAAUAAAAAAGAAGAAAGGAGCAAACUAUGUAUUACUUUUGUACUUUUAUGUCUCGACUGGCCCUUUUUUUCAGGGUACGGGUCAAACCGAAUCAAUGAUAUCAGCCACAUGAGCACUUCUCCCUGAAACACUGGCUGGCUUUGAGAACAGAUGCACUUUGUCAGCAACGUUACAAUCGAGUAAGACGCCAUUCCUUACAGUGAUAAACGGGGAAUGCAGAGUGAUAUUGAAAGUAAGGAAUCAGACGCAAUAUUUUUCUUUGGAAAAAGAGCGAUCUCGAGGUUACCGUCGCCUCAGUCGGAUAAUAACUGAAGGUGAAUGGGAGUAUUUUGUUGUACAGUACGCAAACGGGGACUUUUUGAAGGACUUUGUUGCUUAUUUAUGUCAGGAACUUUCAAGGAUCUAUAAGAGACGAGUUCAGUGUUUGUGAGAGAUUCUAGUUGCAAGAAACAAUUUAAUACCAAAAAAAUAGAAAAAAGAAAAAAAGAAAGACAGUGUGCUGUAAACUGUUCUCUGUCGGUCUUUUGAACCCUGUGUAUUUUUGAGCAAGCCAUCUGUACAGCUUUCUGCUUAUCGGUCUGUAUUUUCUCUCUUUUUUAUUGCUUUAACUGUUGAAAGACAGAAAACAACCUACAAAAACAGCAAUAUGUAAAGCAGUGUUUGUUCCUCUGGUAAUUUAAGUUUAUUAUAAUGAUAAUAAAAACAUUUCCAAAGUGGUAUUUUUGGAUAGUCGUAUUUUGCUUGUGCAUUUAUUUAUUUGUGCACAGUGUUUUGGGUUUGUUGGAUAUCUCAUUGUUGCAGUGUGGUGCUUCUGUGUUCGACCAAUCACAAGAAGGUUGAAUGAACUUGCUUUAUGCUUUAUCAGUUAUUCAUUCAUCUCUCGUUUCUGCACACAAUCAAAGAUGCAGAUUUAUUCAUCAUCUUAACCGGUUUUGCUUUAUCCAUUGCAGUAGUAUAAAUGACAAUUUAAGACAUCAAUUAUAUUUGUUUUGAUAAAUUUCAUUAAGGGGGAUGAAGACGUAAAGGAAACAUGAAGCAUGUACAUUCAGUUUUACACUUUCUGUUCAUAGGUCAUCGACGCUUUUUGCUGUAGGUCUGGUUAUCGAGAUUUAGCAAGCAGCACUUUAUGUAAAAUAAAUAAAUAAACGUGUAAUUUGGGGGUUUAAUUUCACUUGAAGAGUCACUCUAUACACAUACAUUUCAAAUGUCCGGACUGAUGUUUUGGUUUGCAUUCAUUAUCUUGCAUUAGCCUAUUAUUAUGAAUGGAUGACCCAUUGUCUCAUUUCACCUGAUCAAGUUUUGUAUUGAUUAUGUACGAGGUUGAAAGUGAUUUGCCAAGUUUGAGAUUUUGGUAAGAGUUGAGUCCAUUUAAAAACAUUGAUGGCUGUUUUGCAUUUGUGUGUUGAGCUUUAGGCCAAAUUCAUGUGUAUGUGUGGAAAUCUUUUAUUUUGAAAUAAAUAUAUCUGUUUACAUCGGA